CAGGCCUUUGCAAACCACAGUGCAACCGACAUACAGUAGUACAUUUUUAUAGCUAGACUGUGCGUGUAGUCCUGACCUUUCUAUAGUGCAUGGAGUAAGUGUCAACGGAAAAUGUUCUUGCUCAAAAAGAUGUCUUUCAAAGAUGCGCAGCAUCCCUUAUACCCUUAUACAGAGGAAGAGAAACAAGAGAUUAGAAAAGAGCUGGGAUUGAAGGAGACAACGAUACAAGAUGACAUCGAUGCAAUAAUAGACUGGUUCAAAAAGCAACCGCAUUUAAUCGAAGCCGGAAUAACUCGAGAAAUUAUUGAAAGGAUGCUAAUUAUAUCAAAAGGUUCAUUAGAGAAAACCAAGCAAAGAAUCGACAACUUCUACAAAUACAGGGGUUUUGCGCCAGAACUCAUUCAAAACAGAGAAAAAGAACUUUGUAACCACAGCAGGGGUAUAUGGACUUUCAUCCGGCAGGCGGCCAUGCCAAAGUUAUAUAAAGGCAACAGAGUGUCAGUAUUCAAGUUCAUUGAACCUGACCCUGGCAAGUGUAACACUGACAUUCUAUUCAGGAAUACAUUUAUGCUCGGUGAUAUAAGAUUAACUUACGACUACAUGCUUGGCGACAUUUGGGUACUAGAUAUCAAAGAGGUUGGAUUUGGUCACGUGUUGAGAGCAAACCCGGUUACUAUGCAAAAGACUGCCCAUAUAUUUCAGGAUGGCAUGGGUCUACGGAUAUCAGCAAUACAUGUCCUAAACGCUCCAAUAUUAGGACAAACGGUAUUAAGUUUCAUGAAACAGUUUUUUAAGCCUAAAAUAAUGGAUAGGGUGAAGAUACACGAGUCUGUUGAAGAGUUACAUAAGCAUUUACCAAAACAAUACUUGCCCAAGGACUAUGGGGGCGAUCUACCUUCGAUGGAAGACUUCAAAGAUAAAUAUGAAAAGGAGUUGAGGAGCGACAAAACAAGAAAAUAUUUACUGGAUUUCAGCAAACUUAUCUCAGACGAAAGGAAGAGACCAGGGGCUAGCAUAUAUGACGAGUAUGCUAGGAUGUCCGGUUCUUUUAAGAAAUUAGACCUAGAUUAAUUAUUUGCACGCAGUUAAGACCAUACUAGAAAAUUUAAAUUAACCGUUGCAGCAAAGUGAGCAUUUGUAAGAGAUUAACAAUCUUUUUUAUAUGUAUAAGCCAAAAACAAGUUAAUGGUUGGUGGAAUACACGGUAAUUAAAAAAUAUUUAUAAUAUAAUACAUUUUAAAAAAUUAGACAAAAAAACAAUAGUAUCACUAGAUGGGUGUUUGAUUGUUAUAUAGCGCGUCGCAGGUCGACAAGUUGAAUACGCUCCACAAUUAUAGAAAACUUUUUUUAAUAUAUAAUUUUGUAAUUAAACACAAAAAAAUAAGCGUAGAAAAUACUUUUCAUUCUUAAGCAUUAAAAAAGUGAGGACAAUAAUUAUAAGACGUAUUUUUAUAUUUUGACAUCUUUAAAAUUUUACAAA
Messenger RNA from Amyelois transitella, 1480 nucleotides. RefSeq names its product alpha-tocopherol transfer protein. Gene Ontology annotation, molecular function: phosphatidylinositol bisphosphate binding. The record is from RefSeq and is a predicted model, not a curated record. The transcript is spliced from 7 exons. Lineage: Eukaryota; Metazoa; Arthropoda; Insecta; Lepidoptera; Pyralidae. Gene Ontology annotation, cellular component: membrane. Bases 112 to 1071 code for a protein of 319 amino acids.